AUGGCAAAUAGAAGAGCUCCCGGUGAAUACAUUCAAGCACCUCCUAAUGCUGCAGCUCAUGUGGACGCUUAUUUUGAAUAUCGAGCAAUUGUGGGUGACGAUGACGGAGGCCAAAUGUUUACGCCCGAAGAAUUUGAAGCGUACAAAAAUCGUGUCUUGCCCAUGCGUUUGCAUAAUCGUUUAUACGUAUCGUGGGUGAAUCCAGAGGGAAUGGAUUGUAUUCUAGUCGGACCACAGCACAAAUGUCUAUGUCGACAUAGAUUCACUGAGCACAAAACUGAUUUUCAACAAAUACCAAAUGAUCGUCCAAUUCUUCUUCCAUGUCGUGCCUCUGGUUGUCGCUGUGUUUCAUUUGAUUACGCAGCAAAUUCAUCAGGCACUAGUGAUCCUAAUUGCAGAUGUAAACAUGCUUUAGAACAUCAUUCUACAAAUCCACCGUACAAAUGUAAAAAAGGCUGCGCUUGUUCAGGUUUCAGUACCCCAUUCACAUGUGGCUGUGGCACAGCAGCUAAUAAGCAUUUCACACUUGUGGAGACAGCAGAAGAGCGAGAAAAACGUGGUCAUCCAACGGGAUCGUAUGCUACGCCUUACAAAGCAAUGGGUGGAAUGACGGGCUUUAGUUCAUUGGCUGAAGGAUAUCUUCGAUUAGAUGAAAGUGGUAGAGGUAUGGAUCUAUAUCUAUUAAUGCAUUUAGGUCGACCGAGUGAUGAAUUUUUAAAUCAACCAAUCACAGCGGCAGAUCACCCGAUAUUACGGACACACGCCGCACUCGAUCCUAGCAGUCAAGAAGCUCAAAAUCAAUUACGACGUGGUGGCGAAAGUGAAUUAGAUUACUAUGAAAGAAGAUAUAAAGAACGAGUAAGAGAAAGGAUGUUAUGGGCUAGUUAUACCUACCUCUUGGCUGUCCAACAUCUGUCAAAAUCGGUUAAAGCACCGGAAAAUCCCUAUAAUUCAGAUGCUCAAUUAACGACGGGUAGUCGAAAAAGCGGCACUUCACCGCAAAGACAUAUUAAAAAAUGA
This is a messenger RNA of Didymodactylos carnosus, 1020 nucleotides long. The record is from the annotation of a GenBank genome assembly. Lineage: Eukaryota; Metazoa; Rotifera; Eurotatoria; Philodinida; Philodinidae.